Drosophila ficusphila is the source of this 1387-nucleotide messenger RNA. RefSeq names its product isocitrate dehydrogenase [NAD] subunit alpha, mitochondrial. The transcript has a single exon. Gene Ontology annotation, cellular component: mitochondrion. The coding region runs from base 24 to 1238 and encodes 404 amino acids. Gene Ontology annotation, molecular function: isocitrate dehydrogenase (NAD+) activity. Lineage: Eukaryota; Metazoa; Arthropoda; Insecta; Diptera; Drosophilidae. Gene Ontology annotation, biological process: isocitrate metabolic process; tricarboxylic acid cycle. The record is from RefSeq and is a predicted model, not a curated record.
AUUUCGGGCCAAGACUUUCAAAAAUGAACACCGUGCGGAGACUAAGUUUGUGUCAACUGAGAUCGGCGGGCGGAGUCAUUCGGCUGUACUCCGGCAAGGAUCAGCCGACGGAUCCGAGCAAGGGGAAGCCGCAGGAGAAGCCCAAGGAAGUGGCGAAGGAGAAGCCCAAGGAGCAGCCCGCGGGGCAAGACAAGGGAAAGGCAGCGGGCCAGGACAAAGGCAAGACAGCGGGGUCACCGCCCGCCAAGAAGGUCGCCAGAGUGACCAUGAUCAACGGCGAGGGCGUGGGUCCCGAGCUGAUGGAGGCCGUCCAGGAGGUUUUCUGCGCCGCGAAGGCGCCCAUCGAGUGGGACAUUCACGAGGAGUACAUGGCCCCGGACAGCAUGGAGGUGGCGAGCGCGGUGCUGGAGUCGCUGAGGGCCAACAAGGUGGGCAUCAAGGGGCCGGUGGACAGUCGCCAGUGGCAGCGGCACAUCCGCAAGCAGUUCGCCCAGUUCGCCUACGUGUCCCUGUGCUCGCAGAUCGAGGGACUGGAGACGCCCUACGGGGCCUUCGACGUGGUGAUCAUCCGGGACCAGAUGGAGGGCGACUACUCGGGCAUUGAGCACCGGGUGGUGCCGGGCAUCGUGCAGACCAUCAAGGUGAGCACCACAGCCGGCGCCUCCCGGAUUGCCCAGUUCGUGUUCGACUACGCGAAGAAGCACGGCCGCAAGAAGAUCACGGUGGCCCACAAGGCGAACAUCAUGCGGAUGACCGACGGCAACUUCCUGGAGGCCAUGCGGGCCGAGGCCGAAAAGUACGUGAAGGACAUCAAGUUCGAGGAGCGCUACCUGGACACCUGCAUCCUGAACAUGCUGCUGCGCUCGAAACAGUGCGAUGUCAUGGUCUCCUCCAGCAUGUACGGCGACGUGAUGCGGAUCCUCGCCGGCGGCAUGAUGGGCGGCUCGGGGAUCUGCCCCGGCUACUCGGUCAGCUCCCUGGGCACCCUGUUCGACUGCCGCAUGAAGGCGUGCCCCGCCCUGGCGGGCAAGGACCUGGCCAACCCCACCGGGCCCCUGCUCAGCGCCGUCCUCCUGCUGCGCCACCUCAAGCUGGACGACCUCGCCGACCGGGUGGAGUGCGCCGUUCGCGGGGUCUACAAGGACACCGACAUCCGCACCCAGGACUUGGGCGGCUGCAGCAAGUGCUCCGAGUUCGUCAGGGCCGUCUGCGAACGCCUGGAAGAGAAUGGUGCAUAGGUGACCUAUGCUAGGGUGAAGCACUCACAAAACUUACUAACAACUCAUUUUUUUAUUAAGGAAUAUAUGUUCAAAAUCCAAUACAGUUUUGAAUUGUUUAAUUGAAAUUAAAUUGUUCAACGAAGAAUAUAUAUUUUAAAUCAAACUAA